This is a messenger RNA of Chenopodium quinoa (quinoa), 3007 nucleotides long. Its product is annotated as altered inheritance of mitochondria protein 21-like. The record is from RefSeq and is a predicted model, not a curated record. The transcript is spliced from 5 exons. Bases 885 to 1913 code for a protein of 342 amino acids. NCBI's taxonomy places the organism in Eukaryota, Viridiplantae, Streptophyta, Magnoliopsida, Caryophyllales, Amaranthaceae.
AUUUUAUCAAUUAAAAAAUAUUAGUACUAUUUAUUUGGUUUGUCUUGGUAUGAUUGUUGAAAAAGAUUACAAAUAUUCAUAAUAAUGAUUCUGUUAACUUAUAAUAUAGAUUGACCAUUUAAACUAAUUUUUCUCAUUCCUGCAUGUUAAAAAUUCAAUUUUGGUAUACAAACACAGUACAAGAGUAACAAAACACAGAAGAAAAUUAGCAAAGAAAUGUUUGAAAGACAAGAUAACCUGCUAAAAAAGCUUAUAAAAUGAUAGUGUUUGCCUUUUAAUGAACUUAUUAGAUCCCUUAAUUACUUGCGGAAUAUUUCUUCUUUUUUUCUACUUUUGAAAUCAUAAUCCCCAGAACAAAAACUAGGUAAAAGAAAUAAUUAAAUCCGUCCUUUUUUAUACUUCGUAUUUUUUAAAAACAGAAGAAGAGCAGGCAUAAAGAUAAAAGGAAACGUACUUUCUUGUAAGAAGAUGAUUCUAACAAAGAAUAAAGGUUAUCUUAAUGCAGCAAAGAAUAUUCUAUCUUUACUUGCCCAACACCAUUCUUCACCUUAUAGAGUCUUAUUACCUAGGAACAUCUUCCAAGUUUUCCCAAGUAACCCACCUUUGAUUAUAAAGUUCCCUGACGUCCCCUGCAUUUCACAACACAUAAUGCUCCUACGUAUCUCCUCAAAAUCACGUAUCUGAACGAUAUCAAUCCAUUAAUGGAAGAACUGCUCAGUCAAGUGAGGUACCUCUACAAUCACUCCCAAUAAUACAGUAUUCGUAUUCCUCAGGGGUCAAAAUUCAGUGGGAGAGAAGAACUUGGAAACACCAGGUACCAAAGAACAUCAUCGUUUAGAGAGAGUAAACCUCAAAAGUGGCUCAGGAGACAGUUCUCACGCCAAAUGAGUAACAAAGAGCCAGCUGAGGACGCAGAGUAUGCUGCAGCAGUUGCAGCAGCUGCAUUUGCCAUUACUUCGCUUGAUUCAGAGAGCCCGGAUCAAAAAGCACCAGAAGCAGGACCACAAUUCUCUCUUCCAAGAAUCAUAAGCGGGAUUGUGGACAGAAUUUCGGCAGCAGCACAGCCUGAUGAAGCAUUAAACAGAAACAAUGAUGAUCAUCAAGCCAGAAUACCAGAGAAAACUAUCCAUCCAGUACCAUCAAUAAAAAGGAUUCCAACUAUGCCAAAGAAAAGACUAACCUUUGCUGAUGAGCUGCAAGAAGAUAGCGGGAUGCCCUACAAUUACAUCGAAAAGUCUCCAACUUUUGAUGAAGAGUCAGAAGAUGCCAAAAAAUUGAAACCAACCAUUCCCUUCACCAGAAGGAGUCCAUCUGUGAAAAGGACUCCAACUUUUGGCGAAGAACAGACACAGAAUGCUAAACCCACUAAACAAGAAAGUUCAGCACCAAGACUCUAUCCAUCAUCCAAUAUCCCCCCUCCACCCGCAGUUCCACCACUUUACAUAGAGCCUAUAGAUCCACCAAAACGGGCACACAGAGCCAGGCGUGGGAGCUUUGACACAGAUGCAGACGCUUGGGAGACAGAAGAAAUGGCUAAAAUUAAAGAAAGAUAUGAGAAACUGAAUGCAACAAUUCUGGAAUGGGAAGAUAAGAAGAAGAAGAAAGCCAGACGCAAAUUGGAAUCAACAGAGGUUCGCUUUAAAUCUAAGCAAGACUCCAGUUGCUAUAAAUAUAGGAAAGCUUUUCUAACGAAGGUCUGCUUGCAAGAAUCGCAGAGCAAUAAGGAAAAAAGGAGGGCUAAAGCAUUGCAAAAUUAUCAAAUUGAGAUGGAACGCAUAAGACAGAUAGCUGAUGGAGCAAGAGCACAGGCAAAGGAAAAACGGAGGAAAAAAGAGCUCAAGGUGAAGGAGAAGGCUAACAAAUACCGAGCAACAGGAGAACCUCCUCUGCCUCCAAUGUGCCUUUGUUUGUAAAGGCAACGAAGCAAUAUGGCAUCUAUCAUCAAGUUACAACAGUACACAGAGGAACACAUAAAGCCUUUGGACAAAAAUAGAGCAGUUAAUUCUUGUUACAUUUUCAUCAAAGGUGUUUGCAAAAGGACAAUCAGUAUGUAUCAUAUUUAGGUGUAAAUAGAUUACAAACAUACAUUUCAAACAAGUCAUAUGUAUAAUACAAUUUGAACAAAGCGUAAGGUGUGGAAAUAUAUUGAUAUAACAAAUCAGUAACUUAAACAGAUGGAACCCUGUGUUUUUGUUACAAGCAAAAUGUUUGCGCAAGGGUGUUUUUGUAACAGUCUACCAUUUCAUACCUAUUAGGGAUGAGAUUGAGUAAAUUUGCUUGCGGACAAGAGGCCCAAGAAAAUUAUUUUCCUAUCAAAUGCAAAAGACCACCAUUCCUUUCGUUUAAGCAAAACACAAUAAAGCCAUGAAAACACAAUUGAUAAGAUCUCCAAGCUAAUGAAGCCAAUGCAGCCUUUUAUUAUUUAUUUUUUUGGGGUGUGAAAAACUACAGCUUGCUAAUGCUACAACUAAUUUAAUUAAUUAAUUUAAUACUUAAUCUUUGUACCAGAAGAAAAUACUCAGUAAAUAAACCAGGAAUCUAAAGAUAUGAAAUCUUGUUUUACAAGGAAAAUAGGGAUAUGAAAAGAAAUUAUCCAUGAACAACAAGAUAUUAUGAGGCAUUAAUCACAUCAAUUCAAAAGUUUAUUUAUUCAAGAAAAAGGAAAAAAAUAGGGAAAAGGAAAAUAACUCUGAUGCAUAGUAUAGCAUCAAAAAACAAGAAGCCCUAAAUUGCGUUCUAUGCUCAGGUAUAUAUCAAUAGCAACAUAAUCUAAAAUAAAGGAGAUAUACAUCCAAAAGCCUUUAGUUGCAGCCAAAAUAUUGACAAUUUGAUAUUCUAGACUCUAGAGUGAUGCACAUCUGAGAAUUUUGAUACAAAAAAUGUCUUUUGUGUUUGUGGCAUAUAUUUUCUGAUUCAUUUUAUUGAACACUCCCAUAUACACCCAGAAUAAUUUUUGAAAUUGAGAACUAUGCAUAUCAGUAGCCCAAUUGCAUGCACGGUGAAUGAU